AUGGCACGCUCAAAGUCGUUGAAGGUGGUUAUAAAGCUUGAGGCUGCGGUAAAACUGCGCAAAGAUGGCCACGAUGUUAUCAUUGUAUCGUCUGGUGCAGUAGGCGUUGGUAUGCGACGGAUGGACGUUGCUGAGAGGCCAAAGCAUCUUCCUUCUAUCCAGGCUUUAGCGGCUGUCGGUCAAUGCCAGCUCAUGAGUACCUGGGACAGUUUGUUCAGCCAUUUACGCCAGCCAAUUGCCCAGAUUCUUAUCACCAGGAACGAUAUUGUAGAUCGGACUCAAUAUAUCAAUGCGCAAAAUACGCUUGCACAGCUCCUAAGCAUGGGGGUCAUCCCGAUCGUCAACGAAAAUGACACUCUGACUGUUUCGGAAAUUAAAUUUGGCGACAACGAUACACUCUCCGCCAUUACUGCAGCGAUGAUUGAGGCAGAUUACCUUUUCCUCAUGACUGACGUUGACGGACUGUACACCGCCAACCCCCGAACAAAUCCUGAUGCUCAGGUUAUCGACAUCGUCCCGGACAUAUCGAGCCUCGAAGCCGACGUGUCAAGUGCCGGGUCGUCUCUAGGUACCGGCGGGAUGGGCUCGAAAAUCGUGGCGGCAAGGUUGGCCACAAGUGCCGGUGUUACCACUGUGAUCACCCGUAGCUCCCGGCCAGGAACCAUCGAAGAUAUCAUCGAGCAUCACUCUUCCAACGACGCCAUCUCAUCCGACAGCGCACUGGGUGUGGAAGACACAAAACCUGACCCGCCGUUGCACACCUGUUUUCUGCCUUCAGACUCUCCAGUGCAUUCUAGGUCCUUUUGGCUUCUACAUGGACUCAAGCCUCACGGAAGCGUGUAUAUUGCCGAAGAGGCGUACGACAUCGUUCGUGAAACAGGCUGCCUUCUUCCUUCCAGCGUGAUAGCAGUAGAAGGGAAGUUUGGGUACAUGGAAGCCGUCAAGCUUAUGGUUGCUCCGCGUCCGUCACAGGCCGAUCUAAACGACGACUAUCCCAUGACCUGCAGUACUCCCAAGGUAGCCAGAGAAGUAGGCAGAGCCCUUAUCAAUUACGGAAGUGCAGAGCUUUCCCGUAUCAAAGGGUUGAGGAGUACCCAGAUCCACUCUGUGCUAGGAUACUCUGGCAGCGAGCAUGCUGUGUCACGAGAGAACAUGGCUUUCUUCGAAAUGCCGAGUCGAUGCAUAACCCCAACGAGUCUUCCUUCACCAAUAUCCGAGAUGAAUAAUGAUAAAAACCCCCUUAGUGAUAUCCCCGCUGCUUCCGCCAAUCAGUAA
This is a messenger RNA of Microsporum canis CBS 113480, 1275 nucleotides long. RefSeq names its product glutamate 5-kinase. Lineage: Eukaryota; Fungi; Ascomycota; Eurotiomycetes; Onygenales; Arthrodermataceae. The coding region runs from base 1 to 1275 and encodes 424 amino acids. Gene Ontology annotation, molecular function: RNA binding; ATP binding; glutamate 5-kinase activity. Gene Ontology annotation, cellular component: cytosol; cytoplasm. The transcript is spliced from 5 exons. The record is from RefSeq and is a predicted model, not a curated record.